Molecule: messenger RNA, 600 nt
Organism: Phyllotreta striolata
Lineage: Eukaryota; Metazoa; Arthropoda; Insecta; Coleoptera; Chrysomelidae
Source: the annotation of a GenBank genome assembly
AUGCUCACAUUAUUUUUUUACUCAACUAAAUUAGCAUCUACAAUGAAGCAUCUCCUGCUCUUCGCUCUCUUUCAAUCCAUUCUAUCGAUAAAAGCUGCUGCUGUAUACGAAGAAAUAAAACCGGUACCCCAAAAUUCGAACAUUUCACCAUUGAGAAGUCCGAUUUUCCCGCAUCAACCACCCCAAGAACCGCCCAGCAAUGAGGUAUCCCCUAAAACCGAUACCGAAAUAGAGCCUAGCUCUAAAACAACCUGCUAUUCAUCCGGCGAUUGCCAGCAGUUCUUCGCGGACUUGCUCAGCAUGAACGACAGGAAGAAAAGGGAAUUGGAGUAUCUGGAAACCGUGGCGACGGCGUUGUUGGAUAAUUUCCUGGAGAACGACGCCGUGGAGGAUAAUAAGGGGCACAUACAGGAGAUCGCUCGAGCUUCUUACAGCGAACCGUUGUUAGUGACAUUGGCGAGAUAUUUCGAUAAAUACGCCGAUAAAUCGAUCAAGAAACACACCAAAGCGCUGAUAUUCUUUCUAGUUCACGUUUUGGGUAAAGUAUUCGGCAUGUUUAAAUAUUUGCUGAGGGUUAUUUCACAAUACGGCAUUUUGUAA